UGUGCAGUUACCAGGAUGUUUUAAACCACCUGAACUUAACCAGAAACAAUGAGCUGUUCACCAUGGCCCGGCCGGUCAGAGACUACAGACAGUCCACCAACGUCUCCCUGGACAUUCUGCUCUACGCCAUCCUGGACGUGAGAGAAACUGACCAGACCUUCAUUCCGUACGUCUGGAUGUUUUUGUCGUGGGAGAAUCAUCACAUUUCAUGGGAUCCCGCUGACUUCUGUGGGAUUGAAAGUAUUUCUAUUCCCACUGAAAUGUUAUGGAAACCGGAUCUCACCAUUGAAGAGAUGACAGAAAAGGAUCGAGCCCCUCCGAGUCCUUACAUCAUCAUCAAGAGUGACGGUGUCGUCAAGAUGCAGAACGACCUGGUGCUGGUGAGCACCUGCAGGAUGCACGUGUACAAAUUCCCCUUCGACACUCAGAGCUGCAACCUCUCCAUCAAAACCAUCAUUCACUCUGUUGCGGAAAUCCACCUUUUUCAAAACUCCAGCUCCAAAGAGGCCACAGAGGAAUCCAGAGAGUUGAUGCGGACGCAGUACGAGUGGCUGUUCGUCAACAUGAAGGUCACCAGUCAAACUGUCACAUCGUUUGGCUUCGACCAAGACGUCGUCAUUUACACUAUCAACAUGAAGAGGAGGUCCAUCCUCUACAUCGUCAACUUCCUGCUGCCUGUCCUCUUCUUCUUGUGUCUGGACUUGUCCUCUUUCCUGAUCUCAGAGCACGGCGGCGAGAAGCUGAGCUUCAAGAUCACCGUGCUUCUCGCCGUCACCGUGCUGCAGCUCAUCCUGAAUGAUAUCCUGCCGGCCUCGUCCAACAGGAUCCCGCUCAUAGCUCUUUACUGCAUCGGGGUUUUUGGUCUGAUGAUGCUCAGCCUCCUGGAGACGAUUGUGGUGAUGUAUCUGAUCCAGAAAGACUCAGCACCACAAGAGGACAAAGGGGAAGAAGGCCGAUGCCUGAAGGAGAACAAACAAGGAGAAGUCAACUUCCACAACUGUGAAGGAGAGGAGAAGACAUGGAAUCUGUGUGUGUGUGUGAGUCAUGUUUCUGCUGAUGAAGAUCCAGCUGAACGGCUGAAGAUGGAACAUGGACCAAACUAUAAAGUCAAAGAACAUGACGAAGAUAUGACGGACGAGUCCGAGAGCUUUGAGAAGCUCGCCGGUGAUCUGAGGGAGGCGCUGAAAACACUGACUCUGUUCCUCAACAGGAAGGAGGAAGGAAAACCCGGCUACUGGACCAGAAAAACUAGAACCAUCAACAAAGUCUUCUUUGUUUUCUAUGUCACAGCUGCCACUCUGUUUUUAAUCUGUAUGUUCUUCCACUGGAACGGAGAACAUUAACUCUAACGCUGCAUAAUGAUGCCUAUGUAAUGAAUGCUGCACAUCCAGUUCUGGUUGCAGUCUAAGUCAUAUUCUACCAUUGAGCAGUAGAUUUAUAUAUUUGAAAUGUAACAUGUACAUAUUAUUAAAAAUGAAGCAUGUCAGUGUAAACAGAUUUGCAUCAUACACCCCCCCAGGUUUAAGCAUCAUCGUAAGACAUGUGUCUCUCCUCGUCGUCUGUUGUCUGCAUCUCCGAAUAAUCGUCUUCAUGUCUUUGCUUACAUUGAAUAAA
Messenger RNA from Paralichthys olivaceus (Japanese flounder), 1614 nucleotides. NCBI's taxonomy places the organism in Eukaryota, Metazoa, Chordata, Actinopteri, Pleuronectiformes, Paralichthyidae. The record is from RefSeq and is a predicted model, not a curated record.